AUGGAAGGUACCGCGUUUCCCAUUCCAGAACUGUCGGUCUCGUUGUCGGGAGUUCCCUCGGAGCGCUUGCCGCGCGAGCGGCUGACCGAGGGUGUCGCCUGGGUGGCGUCGCUCGGGGUGCGCGCCGUGCACCUCGACGCGACUGCGCCCGGCGUGCGCCCGCGCGAGCUGGAACGCUCGGCACGGCGCGAGAUCGCGUCGAUGCUGCGCCGCGAGAGCGUCCGGUUCACGGGCGUGGACCUUUGGAUCCCGCCGGAGCAUUUCGUCGUUUCGGCGCACGCCGACCGCGCGAUCCACGCGGCGGAGGAAGCGAUCCGCUUCACGGGCGAGGUCGCGGCGCUUGCGGGAGCGGGUGAGGGGGCGGUGGUGUCCCUCCGCCUGCCCCCUGGGGACGGGGAGAUCGCGGGGAUGCUCGGCGAUGCCGCGGCCGACGCGGGGGUGCGCCUGGCGGACCACGCCUGGCCGCCUGGCGAGGGUGUGUCGCACGACCAUGUGGGCGUGGGGAUUGAUCCGGCGGCGAUCUCGGCGGUCGGCGGCGGGCGGUCGGCGUCGCGCGAACUCGCGGCGCACGCUUCGCGCGUCGCCAGCGUCCGGCUGAGCGACUGGGACGGCCACCGGCGCGUGCCCGCGGGGGAGGGGUCGCUCAGCGUGUUCGAGUACGUGGCCUCCGCGGUGACGUGCGGGAUCUCGUCGCCGCUCGUCGUGGACCUGCGGGAGCUGGAUCGCCCCUUCGAUGCGGCACCGCGUAUCAUCGAGGAAUCCAUGGCCAGCAAGCGUGAUCUUUACGACGUACUCGGGGUGUCUCGCGACGCGAGCGCGGACGAGAUCAAGCGCGCCUACCGCAAGCUGGCGCGCGAGCUGCAUCCGGACAUGAACAAGGCGGCGGACGCGAGCGAGAAGUUCAACGAGGUCCAGGAGGCGUACGACACGCUCUCCGAUGAGCAGAAAAAGGCGCAGUACGACCGUUUCGGGCACACAGGGGUGGGGGGCUCGCCCUUCGGCGGGGGCGGUCCGGGAGGUCCGGGGGGUGGGACGUACACGUGGUCCAACGUCGCCGGGGGCGGCGGCGGCGGAGGAUUCUCGGAUUUCGACGUCGGCUCGAUUUUCGAGCAGGUCUUCGGCGGGCAGGCGAGCGGCUUCGGCGCCCGGGCGACCGCCGGCCGCCAGCACGCGCGGGCUCGGUCACGCCCGCGGAAGGGUGAGGACAUCAACGCCGAUCUCGAUAUCGGGUUCAUGGACGCGGUGAAGGGCGCGACGCCGAGUGUCCGCAUCAAGCGGGGCGGGCAGACGCAGACGAUCGAGGUGACCGUGCCCGCCGGAAUCGAGGAGGGCGCCAAGCUCCGCCUGCGGGGCAAGGGGCACCCCAGCGCGUCGGGCGAGCAACCCGGGGACCUGAUCUUCACCGUGAAGAUCGGCAAGCACCCGCUGUUCCGGCGCGACGGGCUGGACGUGCUGCUCGACCUGCCGCUCACGAUCGCCGAAGCGGCGCUGGGGGCUGAGAUCUCGGUCCCGACGCCGCACGCGAGGGUGGAGCUGACGAUCCCCGCUGGCUCGGCGAGCGGGCAGCGGCUCCGCGUGAAGGGUCACGGGAUCAAGGCGAAGGAGCGGUCCGGCGAUUUCUUUGCCGUGCUCAAGGUCGUCGCGCCGAAGGAACUCUCCGAGGGCGACCGCGCCGCGCUGGAGGCGAUGCGCGAGAGGCUGCCGAACCCGAGCACCGUCCACCUGCCGAUCCUUCGCCGCCUGAUCACGCACCCGCUGCGCACGGUGUUCGUGGACGACAAGCGGGCGUGGCGGGGCGCGGACAUCCUGCUCGUCGCGAUGCACCUCGCGGACUACCUCGAGGCGAACUGCGAGAGCCGGACGGUGGGGCUCCUGCUGCCGACGUCCGGCGCGUUCGCGCCGGCGGCGCUGGCGGGGUGGAUGACGGGGCGCGUGGUCGUGCCGCUGAACUACCUGCUGAAGCGGCCCGAGCUCGAGCACGUGAUCCGCGACUGCGACACGGACACGGUGAUCUCCGUCGGCCCGAUGCUGGAUCACCUGGGCUUUGCGCCGGACGUGAAGAACGUCGUGCUGGGCGAUCAGCUGGAUUACAAAAAAGCGCCGACGCCGCGCUGGCCGGCGGGCGCGACGCCGGACGACCUCGCGGUGAUCCUCUACACCUCCGGCACGAGCGGGACGCCCAAGGGCGUGAUGCUCACGCACCGCAACCUGAGCUCGAACGUCCGCCAGGCGCUGCGUCACGCGCAGUUCACGAAGGAGGACACGCUCGUCGGCGUGCUCCCGCAGUUCCACUCCUUCGGUCUCACGGUGCUCACGCUCCUGCCGCUCAUGUGCGGGGCGCGGACGGUCUUCAGCGCCCGCUUCGUGCCCAACCGCAUCGUGAAGACGAUCCGCGAUCACAACGCGACGGCGUUCGUCGGGAUCUCCUCGAUGUUCGGCGCGCUGCUCCAGGUCAAGGGCGCGACGGCCGAGGACUUCCGCACGAUCCGCUUCGCCGUGGCGGGGGGCGAGCCGCUCUCGCGGGAGGUGGGGCGGCGGUUCGAGGAGCGGUUCGGCAUCCGCGUCAACGAGGGGUACGGCCUCACGGAGACGUCGCCGGUGACGAACAUGCUCAUGCCGGGCGAGGACGCGCCGCACUCGGUGGGGCGGCCCGUGCCCUGCCUGGACCAGCGGAUCGUGAGCCCGGACACCGGCGCGGUCCUCUCGGUCGGCGAGGAGGGGGAGAUUCGGAUGCGCGGGCCGAACGUGAUGCGCGGGUACUACAAGCUCGACGAGCAGACGCGUGACGCGUUCGACGAGCACGGCUACUUCCGCACGGGCGACAUCGGCAAGAAGGACGAGCGCGGGUUCCUCUGGAUCACCGGUCGGCUCAAGGAGAUGAUCAUCGUGGGCGGGGAGAACGUCUUCCCGCGCGAGAUCGAGGACGCGCUAGAUUCGCACCCGGACGUCGAGGCGAGCGCCGUCGUCGGCAUCCGGGAUGAUGUUCGCGGUGAGAUCCCGUGGGCGGCGGUGACGCUCGCGGAGGGCGCGGCGUUCGACGCGCAGGCGCUCAAGGACUGGUGCAAGGACCGGAUCGCGCCGUACAAGAUCCCGCGCGAGAUCCGGGCGUUCCCGGCCCUGCCCCGGACGGGCACGGGCAAGAUCUCGAGGCGGGACGUCGGGGCGUACCUGAGCGGGGGCAUGUCCGACGAGGACUUCGCCCGGGCCUGCGGGCAGGCGUAG
Molecule: messenger RNA, 3222 nt
Organism: Symbiodinium necroappetens
Lineage: Eukaryota; Dinophyceae; Suessiales; Symbiodiniaceae
Source: the annotation of a GenBank genome assembly